Molecule: messenger RNA, 1423 nt
Organism: Daucus carota subsp. sativus
Lineage: Eukaryota; Viridiplantae; Streptophyta; Magnoliopsida; Apiales; Apiaceae
Product: 1-aminocyclopropane-1-carboxylate oxidase homolog 3-like
Exons: 3
Coding region: 9-1196 (395 amino acids)
Source: RefSeq, a predicted model, not a curated record
UACAAAAAAUGGCAUUUUUAUAUCUACCACCUCUUCGAACAAACCCUGUAGCACAGCUCACAAGAUUAUCUCCUCAUAAUACCAACCAUAAAAUCUCCACCAUGUCAAUAGCUAACGAACUCACUAACCAAGCUAACUCGUACGAUCGACUCGCUGAAGUCAAACGAUUCGAUGAGUCAAAACUCGGAGUCAAAGGCCUCGUUGACUCCGGCCUCAAAACCAUCCCUCGCUUCUUUCACCACCCGCCCGACACGUUACCCGCCCCGAAGUCCGACCCGAGGACCCGGCCCGAUUACAAGAUCCCGGUAAUUGAUCUCUCCGGUGAUCGCGCUGCCGUGGUGGAGGAAAUACGGCGAGCCUCCGCGACGCUAGGGUUUUUUCAGAUUGUUAAUCAUGGUGUUCCGUUGUCGAAGAUUGAUGGCUUGAUAUCGGCGAUUAAGGCGUUCAAUGAGCUGCCGAUGGAGAUAAAAUCGCAGCAUUAUCAUCGAGAAUUGGGGCGCGGGGCGUCGUUUCAGACUAAUUUUGAUUUGUUUCAGUCCAGAGCUGCUAGCUGGCGUGAUACUUUGCAGGUGAGGCUAGCACCUACACCACCAGAUUGGAACGAUGUUCCGGAGAUUUGUCGGAAUGAGGUUGCAGAAUGGGAAAAGGAAGUGGUGAAAGUUGGUGAUGAGUUAUUGGGAUUGUUGAGUGAAGGAUUAGGGUUGGAGAAAAAUAAACUGAAAGAACUGUCGUGUUUGGAUGGGAGAAUGAUGGUGAAUCAUUAUUAUCCUUAUUGUCCACAACCAGAUUUAACAGUUGGGAUUACAUCACAUACAGAUCCUGGAGUGGUGACUGUGUUAGUGCAGAAUGAGGUAGGUGGUUUGCAGGUCAAAGUUGGGGAAGAUGACUGGGUUGAUGUGGAGCCUGUUCCUGGCGCAAUUGUGAUUAAUAUUGGUGACAUUCUUCAGAUCAUGUCCAAUGAUGUAUAUAAAAGUGUAGAGCAUCGAGUACUGGCCAACCCACUUCAGGAGGCACGAAUAUCUAUUGCAGUUUUCUUCAACCCGGGAAUUAGAGAAAACAUAUAUGGACCAAUACCAGAGAUUGUAUCCUCAGAGAAACCACCUGUUUACCAAAGUUUUCCAUUGACAGACUUCAUGACACGAUUCUUUACCAAGGAGUUGGGUGGCAAGAGUUUGAUUGAUUACUACAGACUCUGAGCACCCGCGGUCAAUACAGAAUAAGACAUUUUAUAUACAGUUCUUGCAACCUAUUAUAAAUUGUCUUCUACAAACACAAUAUUCUGUUAGAAAGAUGAAAAAAAUGCUGUACACUUGUAACGUACUCCUACAAAUGGUCUAAAUAUGUCAUCUCUAGUUUAAAAAAACUGCAUCUGUAAUAAAUAUUCAAUUAUUUAUCGAUAUAUGUCACGUGAAAGUGUCGUCAA